Molecule: messenger RNA, 2101 nt
Organism: Conger conger (European conger)
Lineage: Eukaryota; Metazoa; Chordata; Actinopteri; Anguilliformes; Congridae
Gene: slc35b4
Product: solute carrier family 35 member B4
Exons: 10
Coding region: 162-1151 (329 amino acids)
Biological process (GO): transmembrane transport
Cellular component (GO): Golgi membrane; endoplasmic reticulum membrane
Molecular function (GO): UDP-xylose transmembrane transporter activity; UDP-N-acetylglucosamine transmembrane transporter activity
Source: RefSeq, a predicted model, not a curated record
CCGGUAGACGUGUCCACCCAGCUUGCAGUUUUCGCCUGCUGGCGGUCGCUUUUGACUACUUGGCUAACAGCUAAUUUUGUUUAAACAUCAGCAUGUCGGUAGUGUAGCACUACGUGGACAGACAGAAGAGGUAUUGAGAACAGUUCGUGCUUAAAAUAACAAUGAAUACCAUACUUGCCAUCAUCUUAGUUUUUGUCGGAUGCUGCAGCAAUGUUGUGUUUUUGGAACUUUUAGUAAGGGAGUUUCCCGGAUGCGGCAACAUCGUUACGUUCGCACAGUUCGCCUUCAUCGCUUUGGAGGGCUUCAUUUUCCAUACAAAUUUCGGCAGGAAGAAACCUGCCAUCCCCAUUCGGAACUAUGUGAUCAUGGUGACCAUGUUCUUCACCGUCAGCGUGAUCAAUAACUACGCCCUCAACUUCAGCAUAUCCAUGCCCUUGCACAUGAUCUUUAGAUCAGGGUCGUUGAUAGCGAAUAUGGUCUUAGGGAUCAUCAUACUGAAGAAGAGGUACACACGGGGUAAAUACGUCUCCAUCGCGUUUGUGUCCCUUGGGAUUUGCAUCUGCACCAUUAUGUCUGCGAAACAAGUGAAUGUGGACCAAGAGACUACAGAAGAGCAAGGCUUUUACGCCUUCCUGCGAUGGCUGCUGGGCAUCUGCAUGCUGACCUUCGCCCUGCUGAUGUCGGCCCGGAUGGGAAUCUUCCAGGAGACGCUGUACAAGCAGUACGGCAAGCACUCCAAAGAGGCCCUGUUCUACAAUCACUGCCUGCCUCUCCCAGGGUUCCUCCUGCUGGCUUCUAACAUCUACAGCCACUCUAUCCUCUUCAGCCAGAGCGCUGCGGUCCACGUGCCAGUGAUCGAGAAGGCCGUGCCAGUGAUGUGGAUAUACCUGCUGAUGAAUGUCAUUACACAAUACGUGUGCAUCCGGGGCGUGUUCACCCUGACCACGGAGUGCGCGUCGCUCACGGUGACGCUGGUGGUGACCCUGCGGAAGUUCGUCAGCCUCAUCUUCUCCAUCCUGUACUUCCAGAACCCCUUCACCGCCGGCCACUGGCUGGGCACGGGCCUGGUGUUCGUGGGCACGCUGCUCUACACCGAGGUGUGGGCCAGCGUGCGCUCCGCGCUGCGCAAGGAGGAGAGCAAGAGGGAGUGAGGGCCCCACAGGGCCCCACAGCGCCCCCCGCAGGACCGGGGGGGGGUCUGCUGCAACACGCACACUCUCACACAAACACUCAGUCAUUCACACUCACACUCACACACACACACACACAUUUUGUCACUCGCAAGCACACACAAAUGGUCUGCCAUUCUCUCUCGCACACGCACACGCACACACACACACACACACACACACACACAGCCAGUCAUUCCCUUUCUGAAACACACACAGACCCAUACUUUGUCAUUCUCUGUCUCACACACACACUCAGACACUCCCAUUCUCAAACUCGCAGACACACACACACACACACACACACACACAUGCACAGCUGUAUUAUCCAUGCUGGACUCGCGAGAAGACCAGGCGAGCAAUUUGGUCACAUUCCUGUGAAAAGACCUGGUCCUGUAUGGUCAGAGCUGGCCAAAGUCUAGCCCGGACCUUUGCUUCAGCGUAGCCAGCAACCGCAAUUAUCAGCGCUCCAGGUCUGUAGUCUCUCUCGGAGAAACACUUUACCCCCUAAAGAACGGGUACAGUUAUACCCACACGAUGGACACAGGCCGUCGUUCUUUACCGGGGUCUUUAGGUUUGUUAACUUAUUUGAGUAGACGUCACAUUCGAAUAGAAUAGGAGGCGUGUGAACCUUCGUAACUUAAUUCGACCGAGUAUUAGAGGUUACGGUGCCGGGUGGUUGCGGUCGACGGAGCGGUGCCAGCAGGACCGUCUCUACGCGGUCACUGCGACGGUCGUCAUAACCUCGGAGGACGAAAGGAGAUUUCUGAGACUCGAAGGCCAUCCCUUCGACCGGGUCAGAAGGACUCGUCACUGGAUUUGUGUUUUUUUUGUAACCGUGUUCCUCAGGAUGUUGUGUUCGUAGUGUCCAAGCAGAGUUGGUGUGCUGCUCAACCUGACUGUAAUAAAUGUGACCGACAUGUACAGACAAA